UAAAUACCAUCGUCCUGAGUGAAAAGUAUCAACUAUAUGAACAUAAGUAGAAACUGCGCAUGCAGUAUCAUACGUAAGAUACUCUUACAACUUUACCAGUAUAGUUGAUAUUUGGCAAAGAGUUAAUCAAGAAAGCCCCUGUGCGCACUUCCGUUUAGAGGAAGCGAACGAACCGAUGAAGCGAGAGAAAUGGACCUCUUUGAAGAUUUGCCUGAACCGGCAAGCAGGACUUUACAAGAGGUGAAUGUCGAGAGCAGUGGAGUUGAUUUGUUCAGUAAUGCAAGCAACGCUGGGGAAGGGUUGUUUGAUGAUCUGCCAUCAUCGAAGAUUCCCAUGGAGGAGAGGGCAAAGGGCGAGAAACGGAAGAGCACAGAAGAGGACAGUCAACAGAAGAAUGUCCGCUUAAAAUCAUGUGCCAAGUACAGCCUGAAGAGUUUUGUGGCUGACAGGAAAGGGGAGAGGGAGGAGAUGCAGGACGCUCACUUCAUGCUGCACAACUACCACCAGGAGAUCCCCGAUCUCCACCCUUCCAUCUAUCGCUUGUCUCUCUUCGGCGUCUUCGAUGGACACGGGGGCGGCAGAGCAUCCAGGUUGGCAUGCCAGGUUUUCCCACGAAAUCUGCGGGAUAGGUUUCCCAAGGGAGAUGUGUCCCAGGUGGAGAGAGACAUAAAGAAGUGUUUUAUCGAGGCAUUUAAGAAAACUGAUGAAGAUUUCCUCAAACAAGCCACAAAAAAUAAACCCACAUGGAAGGACGGCACCACAGCUAUUCUUGUACUUGUCAUCAAUGAAACACUGUUUAUCGCAAACCUAGGAGACAGCAAGUCCAUCUUGUGUCGCUACAAGGAAGAUCAGGCGAAGUGUGUUGCCGUGCCGCUAUCUACGGACCACAGUCCCGGGGUGUAUGAGGAGAGGAUGAGGAUACAGAAGUCUGGGGGACAUGUUAGAGAAGGACGAGUGAUGGGUCAGCUGGAGGUUUCUCGGUCUAUCGGGGACGGGCCCUACAAGAACCACGGUGUCAUCUGCCUCCCUGAUGUCAAGCGGUGCCAACUCACCGAUCAUGAUCGGUUCCUGCUGCUGGCCUGUGAUGGUCUGUGGAAGAGCUUCAGUUUGCAGGAGAGUGUAGAUCUGGUCAACAACAUUGUUAACUCACAGCCCAAAGGAGAAGACAAGAAGACCUCGGCAGACACCUUGUACGAAGCAGCGUGUAACAAGCUUGCCAAUGAUGCCGUUUUAAGAUUCAGUGGUGAUAAUGUCACCGUUGCCAUUGUUAGCAUCACACGAUCACAACAUGCCGGUUCCUGAUGUCUUUCAAAGAGUAUAAAAACAAAGUUAUUGAUUAAUAUAUGGCAAGGUGAAUCUGCUAUCCUUGCAUGUUACCAUGGUAACUGGCCAUAACUUACCCCUAACUGUAAAGGUGCUAUGUGUUCCUGUCUGCCUGGCUGUACUGGUUGCACAUUAACAAAACAUUGAGAAGAGAAGGCAACAGCAUUUCCUUCUUAUGCUCUGGCAGUGUGGUUGACAUUUAUCACACUUGGCAAUGACAAGACGUGUUUCUCAUCAUGUGGGUUGUUUAAAACAUGCUUUUUGAACAAUUUGUUCAUUUAAUCCCUUGUGUAAUUGGAUAUGUGCUCUUGUUGCCAGAUGAUGAUCUGUAGCAUAUGUCUAAAUAACAGCUCAGUUAAUUUUACAGCGUUCGAAACUAACAGUUUUAAUCCACUAGUCCUUGUCAUGAAAACAUGUAGCAAAAUCCUUUAAAAGGGCAGAUGUAUACUCGUCCUUAUGAUGCCUUAACUAUUGGGCAGUUUGGCAAGGACUGUAGGACAAGUGCCAGUUUCUAACACUGUUACUUAGGUACUACCAUUUGUUACAGGGGUGGGGUGGAUGGGGCUUUUUUCAUGGGGGUUGGGUGUCAUGACAAAACUACAGCAAGAGAGGAAUGAAUGAUGAAUGAUGUUUAUUCUCGUAAAUCACGGCAGUGAUACAGAGAUGUAAUUGGAUACAGGAAUUAGAUACAAUAGGAGAAAACAUGAGGAGGGGUUGCCAAUAUUUAUCACAACUAUGUACGGGUGGGAUGUGAGGGUGGUUGUGGGUGGUUUUUUUUGUAAUAGUUUUUUGUCAUGAAGAAAUGACAUCCAAUAUUUAUAUGGGGGUGGGUAUGAAAAAUGACAGAUUUGGGUGGCCAUGAAUAAUGACAUAGUUCUGUUGAAAAUUUCAUUGUGAGGAAUCAAAAGGGAGAGGAAUAGGGAAAUUAAUAUGGUCUCCUCUGUGAUUUAUUAACCGGGGGAUGGGGGGUUAUUUAUUAGGGGUAUGACACAGCAAAAGGGGGAGGGUCACCAAAAUUUAACACAACCAUAACUAAAAAUAUGAUACAGUCCUAAGAUCAAUCUCACUGGCCCCACCAUAACCGCCACCCCCACCCCCACCCCAAUAGGUGGCAAUUUCAGGGUUGCCUCAUAUAUCCAUUCAUUUAUGAGGCAAUAUUGUCUCUCCUGACAUGAUGCGAUUUAACUGAAACAUUGUUCAAAGCAGUGUUAAAACAUCUCACUCAUUAUUUCUGUUGGUGCAUAUCAAGGGCAGGUAACUCUAACCACAUAUGUUGACCUAUCCCUGCUCACCUCUGACUCAUCGAAAAUGGCUGACUUCUUGAAGGAAAUAAUGUCUAGAUGUCAUGUCUGUGUCCAUGGAAUAUUGUUGUUACUGAGGGUUUCAAACCACGCUGGAAGGAAUCCAUAUUAAACAUAUGGAACUUGUUUCAAACACCUGACACAAGAUAAGCUGGCGACCAUUAGGCCAGUUUUUGUGUUUAUUUUUUGUAUUUUUUAAACACAUAUUUGGCUGAAAAACUCAGGUCAGUAGGUCAAGAAAAGUAACUAAGAUUUCAGUUACAAAUUCAUUAUAAUUUGUGUGUGUCUUGAAGUUCUUAAGAUAUAAAUUCAACACUUUUUGAUCAUGGUAUUUUAAAUGAUUUAUGUAUUUUGAAAGCGACAGUAAACAAGUAUUUUUGUAACAUUUUAUGUAUUUCUCGGGGUCGGAACAUUCAUAAG
Molecule: messenger RNA, 3044 nt
Organism: Haliotis rufescens (red abalone)
Lineage: Eukaryota; Metazoa; Mollusca; Gastropoda; Lepetellida; Haliotidae
Product: integrin-linked kinase-associated serine/threonine phosphatase 2C-like
Exons: 10
Coding region: 190-1302 (370 amino acids)
Biological process (GO): protein dephosphorylation
Molecular function (GO): protein serine/threonine phosphatase activity; cation binding
Source: RefSeq, a predicted model, not a curated record